Molecule: messenger RNA, 1257 nt
Organism: Dipodomys spectabilis (banner-tailed kangaroo rat)
Lineage: Eukaryota; Metazoa; Chordata; Mammalia; Rodentia; Heteromyidae
Gene: Ergic1
Product: endoplasmic reticulum-golgi intermediate compartment 1
Exons: 10
Coding region: 92-964 (290 amino acids)
Biological process (GO): retrograde vesicle-mediated transport, Golgi to endoplasmic reticulum; endoplasmic reticulum to Golgi vesicle-mediated transport
Cellular component (GO): COPII-coated ER to Golgi transport vesicle; endoplasmic reticulum; Golgi membrane
Source: RefSeq, a predicted model, not a curated record
GGCCCGAGGCGGCGGCGGCGGCUCCGGGCUGUGACCCACGCGGCGCGCGGCCCGCCCGGCCUGCGGCGCGGUCCCCGGGCGCGGUGGCACCAUGCCCUUUGACCUCCGGAGGUUUGACAUCUACAGGAAGGUGCCCAAAGACCUGACACAGCCAACAUACACAGGCGCCAUUAUUUCCGUCUGCUGCUGCCUCUUCAUCCUCUUCCUCUUCCUCUCGGAACUGACGGGAUUCAUCACGACAGAAGUGGUGAACGAGCUGUAUGUUGAUGACCCAGAUAAGAACAGCGGAGGGAAAAUUGAUGUCAGCCUGAACAUCAGUUUACCCAAUUUGCACUGCGAAUUGGUCGGGUUGGACAUCCAGGAUGAGAUGGGCCGGCACGAGGUGGGCCACAUCGACAACUCCAUGAAGAUCCCGCUGAACAACGGGGCGGGCUGCCGCUUCGAGGGCCAGUUCAGCAUCAACAAGGUCCCUGGCAACUUCCACGUGUCCACACACAGCGCCACCGCCCAGCCGCAGAACCCAGACAUGACCCACGCCAUCCACAAGCUCUCCUUUGGGGACACGCUGCAGGUGCAGAAUGUCCACGGUGCGUUCAAUGCUCUUGGGGGCGCAGACAGACUCAGCUCUAACCCUCUGGCCUCCCACGACUACAUCUUGAAGAUCGUGCCCACGGUGUAUGAAGACAAGAGUGGCAAGCAGCGGUACUCCUACCAGUAUACGGUGGCCAACAAGGAGUAUGUCGCCUAUAGCCACACUGGGCGCAUCAUCCCGGCGAUCUGGUUCCGCUACGACCUCAGCCCCAUCACGGUCAAGUACACGGAGCGAAGACAGCCCGUGUACAGGUUCAUCACCACGAUCUGCGCCAUCAUCGGGGGCACCUUCACCGUGGCCGGCAUUCUGGACUCGUGCAUCUUCACAGCCUCGGAGGCCUGGAAGAAGAUCCAGCUGGGCAAAAUGCAUUGACCUGCCCCCCGCCUCUGCUGACAGCGGCCUCGAUCACCUGCCCGGAGCCCCGGGGCGCCCUUUCCCCUGGGGCACCCCCGUGCCAGGGGCGGGCCCGGCCGCGCUCCCGCAGCCCCCCAUGUCGGGACCCAGCGAUCGCGCCCCGGGGACCCGCGGCCCGAGGCUCCCCAGCCCCCCCAUGUCGGGACCCAGCGAUCGCGCCCCGGGGACCCGCGGCCCGAGACACCCCAGCCCAGCCCCCCAUGUCGGGACCCAGCGAUCGCGCCCUGGGGACCCGAGGCUCCCCAGCCCCC